Messenger RNA from Indicator indicator, 1346 nucleotides. RefSeq names its product probable 2-ketogluconate reductase. The transcript is spliced from 6 exons. Gene Ontology annotation, molecular function: NAD binding; hydroxypyruvate reductase [NAD(P)H] activity; glyoxylate reductase (NADPH) activity. The record is from RefSeq and is a predicted model, not a curated record. Gene Ontology annotation, cellular component: cytosol. Lineage: Eukaryota; Metazoa; Chordata; Aves; Piciformes; Indicatoridae. Bases 1 to 1182 code for a protein of 393 amino acids.
AUGUUCAGGAGCAGAGCACUCAGACUGUUGAAGCCCUUGGUGCCUGGCCAGGCAGGUUUGCAUUACCAGUUUGUUCACCCAGCUGUUGCCUCUCGUGGUCAUCGCUGUCACAGAGCUGUGGGCUGCAAACGGAGGAACCAGAGCUGCACAGCUGCUGCUGGACCACAAACCACGAGUGCUGCUCAGACCAAGGUGAUGGCAGCAGGGGAGCUGCCAGGCCUGCUGGUUCUGGAUGUGGGAGGGCCUCACGGUGUGCUGGAAGGCCUUGCAGCCCUGCUGAGGAAACACUUCCAGCUGGUCACCAUGAAGGAGCUCCUUGAGAACAAGAGAGAGCUGGGCAGGAGGAUCCAGGCUGUGUUUGUGUUUGAGGGCAGGCCCAGUAUUGACAGGGAGCUGCUCCAGAGCCUGCCCAGCCUGAAGGUGGUUGGCAACGCUGGGGUCGGGGUGGACCACCUGGACCUGGCUCUGAUCUCCAGCUUCGGGGUGAAGGUCACCAACACUCCGCACGCCGUGGCCGACCCCACGGCAGACAUGGGCAUGGCUCUGAUGCUGGCCUCUGCCAGGAGGCUGGUGGAAGGCUGCCAGAUUGCAGUUUCUCCAGACACAAAGCACUUUGCUGUGGACUGGCUAGGAGUGGAGGUGAGCAGAGCCACGCUGGGCAUCGUUGGCAUGGGCAGCAUUGGGUACAGAGUGGCUCAGAGAGCCAAAGCCUUCAGCAUGAGGAUCCUCUACCACAACAGGAACCGCAGGAGGAGGGAGGAGGAAGAGGCAGUUGGUGCCCACUACUGUGAGAGGCUGGAAGAGCUGCUGCAGCAGUCUGACUUUGUCAUGCUGGUGGUGAACCUGAGCCCCCAGACCCACCAGCUGAUCGGGAGGAGGGAGCUGGGGCUGAUGAAGCCUACGGCCACGCUAAUCAACAUCAGCAGAGGUGCAGUCAUUGACCAGGAUGCUUUGGUGGAAGCUCUCCAGAAGCAGGUGAUCAGGGCUGCUGCUCUGGAUGUGACCUCCCCAGAGCCCCUGCCCAGGGACCACCCCUUGCUGAGGCUGCAGAAUGUCAUCAUCACCCCCCACACGGGCACGGCCACGGCGCAGGCUCUGCUCUCCAUGGCAGCAGAGGCCUCAGCCAACAUCCUGGCUGCUCUCAGCGGCCAGCAUGUCCCCAGCCAGGUGUUCCCCAAGUGAUGGCUGCCAGGUGACCGCCCCGAGCCUCACCCUCCCUACAGCAGCACCUCUGAGCUCAGGAGAGGCCUCCUGCCCUGCACUGCUCCUGCUGUGGUGCUGCAGCCCUGGGGCUGGGCCUGUGCUGGAAUCCAGAGGGUGAGCAAUAAACUGGAGCUGGCCCAGGG